AUGUUCUAAAAUUAUUAGAAAAUUAAAACAUUUCUAUAAUAAUGAGCUCUGAGAGUGAGGAAAAGAACUUUAAAAUAAAACCUGGGACUCGUGUAGUACGAGGUCCUGAUUGGAUCUCAAAGAAACAAGAUAAUGGCGAAGGCUUCCUGGGAACUGUGAUAUUUGUACCUAAACCUGGGUCAGAUGACAAAAAGGUUACGGUCAUAUGGGACUCUGGACGUGAGCUGAGAUAUAGGGCUGGGGAAAAUGGAAAAUAUGACCUACGAGUGUUUGACACAGCACCUUCAGGAGUUUGUCAUCCUAACAUAACAUGUGAUAUUUGUGGGGAGAAUGGAAUCCAUGGAUUGCGAUGGAAGUGUUGUGAUUGCCAUGACUUUGAUAUGUGUAGUCCAUGUUAUAUGGCUGAUAAACAUGACCUGAAGCAUGCAUUUGUUCGAGUGGACACCCCUAACUCAACAGCUUUCAAUGUACCUACCAGAUCAAAAAGUGGCAGUAGUAGUAAAAGGACAGCCAAGGGUAUAUUUCCUAAUGCUGAAGUAAUGAGAGGUCCUCACUGGAAAUGGAAAAAUGAUGAUGGUGGUGAGGGAGGUGUAGGCCUUGUGAAGGCACUGGAGACCUGGGGUAAAGAUUCAUACAGAGGAGCUGUAAAGAUUUCAUGGAAAGCUGAUAAUUUGGUUAAGAAUUAUCGUGUUGGCGGAGAAGGUUGUGUAGAUGUGAUUUACACACGGAUGACAGAAACAGCCUCUGGUGGCAAUUACUAUGCAGAUCAUCUUCCAAUUGUUGAUGUGGUCAAUCCUGGACAGAUUCUGUUGAAGAUUGGUGACAAAGUAGUUAUCACUUUGCCAUUAAAAGGAUUCAGACAGUUACAGGACAACCAAGCCUAUGGGGGAUGGGAUGAUGAUAUGAAUCAGUGUUUGGAAGAAACAGGAACCAUCGUUGGCUUCCUUUACAAUGGGAUGAGUGUUAAAGUACAGUAUGAAGACAGUAAAACUUGGGUCAUCAAUAAAGUGGCUUUAACCAGGAAACACACCUUUACCCAAGGAGAUCCUGUUACGAUUCUGGAUAAUUAUAAUGCUGUCAAAGAGCUACAGAAAGGUCAUGGUGGAUGGAAUGAUGAAAUGAAGACUGCUCUUGGAAAGAAUGGUAGAAUAGUUCGCCUUGAUAGUGAUGGUGACAUGAGAAUUAAGAUAGGAGAUAAGACCUGGAUAUUUAACCCAGCCUGUAUAAUGCCAAUAGACGAUGCCAGCACAGCUAAAUCAAUACCAGUCUUGUCUAGACAGGACACUAGAGAUCAUUCGGAUGAUGAAUCAGAGACGGGAUCUGAAGGGGAUGAGGGUGGACAAGCUGUUGCUGAAGCCAUAGCACAGCUGUUUGUAGGCAUGUUGAGAGAAGGUCCUGGGACAGAAGAUGAGAAUGAUUCUAUAGUAGAGGCUGCAGCCAAAGGAGAAUUUGAUGUGGUCAAAAAGAUUGCCAAAAAACACCCAGAUAAGAUCAAUACAAAGAUGGAGGGUAAGACAGCGUUACAGUUAGCAUGUUACGAAGGUCAUUACGAUAUCGUUGAAUUCCUCGUGAAGAAUAAAGCUGAUGUAAACAUAAAGGAUAGCGAAGGAGAUCCAGCAUUACACUAUGCUGCUUAUGGGAAGGAAAGUAAAAUACUCCAAGUUCUAUUAGACAAUAAAGCUACAGUUAAUGCUGUUAAUGCCAAAAAACAAUCAGCUUUACAUAUAGCAGUCAACAAAGGGCAACCUAACUGUUGUAAAGUGUUGGUAGACAAAGGAUGUGACCCCAAUCUAAAGGAUGAUGACUUUGACACAGCUAUGCAUGAUGCCAUAUCACAACAGAAAGAUACUUCUAAAGAUAUAUUGAAAUAUGUCCUGGGAUCUAAAAUGGCAAAGUUUACCACAGAUAAUAGUCGUGGAUUUAAUGUACUACACUGGGCAGUUUUAAAGGAUAAUAAAGACUCUGUGGAGAUGAUUAUAGGCAAUGAUAGAACCUGUGUGGAUUCCAAGAUGAAAGAUGGCAGUACAGCUAUGCAUAUAGCUGCCGCUAAUGAUCGAGUGGAGAUAGCCAGUGUUCUCCAGUCUAAAGGAAGGGCAGACAUUAACAUCAGAGACAGUAUGAAGAGGACACCUUUGAUAUUAGCUGUUUCUCAAGGCAAAAAGAAAACAAUGGAAUUACUCAUAACUGUUGGCUGUGACGUAAAUGCUCAAGAUAGUAGUGGUAAUACUGCUCUUCAUGUGGCACAAGUCAAGAAAAACUUAGGCCAAGCGGUUGCAUUAGACAAGGCAGCUAGUAGCAGUCAAGAUACAGCUAUUAUAUGUUUACUGCUAGAAAGUGGAGCAAGUAUAGAAAUAAAGAAUGAUGAAGGCAAAACACCAUUAGACUUCGCUAAUGAUGAAAUGGUCAAACAUUUCAUGAAAACGUUGGCUAAGAGAGCAAAAAAGAAAGAUUUUGCUACAACUGCUAAAGGUAUUCCAGCUCCCUCUAAUUGGUCAGACAUGCGUGGGGAAACAAUAUUGAAAAUUUCUAUUGGUCCAACAAAAGGUGGAAUCAUGCAAAUAGAAUUUGACAAUGUGAAACAUCUGUUUGAGAAGACCCUACCUCAAGCCAGAAUUGUAUCCAUCCAUAGGAUGCAAAAUAUGUUUCUAUGGGAAAUGUAUUACUUGAGAAAAAGGCAGUUAGAGCAUGCAUAUGGAAAUGGAUGUGCCAAUGAGCUAACCUUAUUUCAUGGCACAACUCCAGAUAAAUUAGGUGUUAUUGCUGAACAAAAUUUAGACCCUCGACUAGCCGGAGGUCGUGUAGGUGCAUUGUUUGGUAGAGGUACUUACUUUGCCACAGAUGCUAAAUAUUCUGAUUUGUACGCCCAAGCUGAUCAAAACGGACAUAAAUUUAUGUUUCUUGUGAAGGUGUUAGCAGGGAAGACUUGUAUCGGCAGACCAGAAUAUUUAAGACCACCCCCUCAAGAUACCAAGAAUCCAAACAGUCCAAUAUUUGAUAGCUGUGUUGACAAUGAGAAGAACCCUAGAAUAUACUGUGCUUUCCAUGACAGUCAAUAUUACCCAGAAUACCUUAUUGAAUACACAUAAACAUUUAUAACCUUUUAUGGAAAUGAUAUUGUGCUUUUUCUUAGUUUUGUAAAAAUUGCAGAAAUGCAUAACUUUAACCUUAACAAGAUUUGCAGCUUUAAUGUUGUUAAGGUGGCUGAACCAUAUACGUGCUGAGAGUGAUAUGUCUUGUGAUGUCUAUUGUCAGCUUUUUAUAUAUAUAAUUUUGACUAAUUGUCAUACAUGUAUGACAGUAGUUGUUGGAUGUUAUUUAUUUAUCACAAUUGCAUAAACUGUGGAUUCAUUAUUUUUUGUUGGGUACCAAUUUGUUUGGGUUUCAUGUGUACAGGUAAACCAUGGAUUAAAAUAUUCAACAAAUUACAAAUUUUCUAUAGGUUUUUAUGCAAAGAUUGAUAAAACCUGGAAAAUCGA
Molecule: messenger RNA, 3476 nt
Organism: Mytilus trossulus (common blue mussel)
Lineage: Eukaryota; Metazoa; Mollusca; Bivalvia; Mytilida; Mytilidae
Product: E3 ubiquitin-protein ligase MIB2-like
Exons: 19
Coding region: 42-3086 (1014 amino acids)
Biological process (GO): protein ubiquitination
Cellular component (GO): cytoplasm
Molecular function (GO): protein binding; NAD+ poly-ADP-ribosyltransferase activity; ubiquitin-protein transferase activity
Source: RefSeq, a predicted model, not a curated record